UAAUAGAAUACAACAAUUCUACUGAAAAUGACCAAAAUUAUAAUACAGAGUUUGUUUGUUUAUAAUGAGUAAUUUCAACUCUAGGUUUCAAAUUUUGGAAAAGAUAGGAGAAGGGACUUUUGCAGAGGUUUUCAAAUGUAGUGAAACCAGCACUGGCCAAGGAUUUGCGGUAAAAAGACUCAAGAAGGAUUACCACUCUUUUAGAGAAGCUCACAGACUUUCUGAAAUAGCGGUGCUCCGUAGUUUGCCAUCCCAUCCCAAUGUGCUCACUUUGGUGGAGGAUAUAUUUGAUCCUGGAAUAGGAAAGCUCUACAUGAUUUUCGAGCUGAUGGAGAUGAACCUUUACGACCUCAUUCAUCAAAGAAAACGAUCCAUGUCUGAAGCGAAAGUGAAACAUCUCUUCUACCAGAUUCUAAAAGGAGUUGAUCACCUUCACUCUCAUGGCGUGUUUCACAGAGAUAUCAAACCAGAAAACAUAUUGAUCAAGAAGUCAAAUGUAAAGAUAGCUGACUUGGGUUCCGUUCGGUGUAUUUGUAGUCCGCAGCCGUAUACAGAUUAUAUUUCUACGAGAUGGUAUAGAAGUCCUGAGUGCAUUUUAGGUAAUGGAACUUAUGGAGAGAAAAUGGACAUUUGGGCUUGUGGUUGUGUGUUUUAUGAACUAUUCCAACAAAAGCCACUUUUUCCCGGAGAAGAUGAAAUCGACCAGUUGAACACCAUUCACAAAGUGACUGGAACUCCUUCUCCCAGAGUUCUGUUGAAAAUGCGACACCCACAAUCAAGAGUUGCACAGGUUAAGUUCCCUGCAUUACAAGGUAUCAACUUCAAAUGUUUAUUACCUUUUACGACAGAAACUGCGAGAGAUUUACUUAAAAAAAUGCUAACUUACGAUCCUGACAUUCGUUCUAACGUUCACAGGCUUGUAGAUCACAAAUAUUUUUGCGAGUUCAGAGAGAAAGAAUAUAAAAAGCAACUAGCAGAGCUGAAUCCGUACGUUCCGAAGCCUUACAGUAUACAACAACUAAAUAAGUUUAAUGUUAAAACAAAACCUAGAUUCAAUAUAAUGAAUGUAUCAUCAUCUAAGAAGCCAGGAAAAUUAGUAACUAGUUCUUGGGGUCCAGAGACAACGGCAAAAACAAUAUCUGCAACUCAGAGUAAAAGUAAACCUAACAACCUGCAGUUACUUCCCAAGAGAAGACUAUUGGACCGUCCUCAAAUCCAGCAGAAACGUAAUGAUCAGACUGAAGUAGUUAAUUCAACAAAAAUACCAAUAAAGGUUCCAGACAUAAAGUCUAAAACUAUUGGAACUCUUCCCCCCAUAGGUGGAAAUAAAGCAGGGACCCAAAGCAAAAGUAUUGCCAUUAACAUUUGUAAACCUUACAAUAUACAUUUUCUGCCACAAAUAAAAGAAAAGUAAAUUUAA
This is a messenger RNA of Macrosteles quadrilineatus (aster leafhopper), 1420 nucleotides long. RefSeq names its product MAPK/MAK/MRK overlapping kinase-like. Lineage: Eukaryota; Metazoa; Arthropoda; Insecta; Hemiptera; Cicadellidae. Gene Ontology annotation, cellular component: cytoplasm; nucleus. Gene Ontology annotation, biological process: protein phosphorylation; intracellular signal transduction. Bases 65 to 1414 code for a protein of 449 amino acids. Gene Ontology annotation, molecular function: protein serine/threonine kinase activity; ATP binding. The transcript has a single exon. The record is from RefSeq and is a predicted model, not a curated record.